AUGAGUACCCUAUUGUGGAAUGUUCAAGGGAUUGGCAACCCUUGGACUGUCACGGCUCUUGCCACUCACGUCAAAGAAUUCAAUUUAAGCUUGGUUUCCCUUUCUGAAACUCGUUCGAAAAGUGCGUAUAUGGAGACAAUUCGAGUUCGGUUGGGUUUUGAUGGUUGCUUUUGCGUGGAUGCGAAAGGCAAAAGCAGGGGGCUGGCUCUCCUUUGGAAAGCUCCUUUUGCGGUGCAAUUGAUGUCCUUCAAUGACUUCCAUAUUGAUGCUUGGAUCAAUACGGAAGAGGAUGUUAAUUGGCGAUUUACGGGGUUCUAUGGGGAUCCCGAUCCUUCGCAAAGAAAACAUUCUUGGACUCUCCUUAAACGGCUAGCUCGCAGCUAUAAUGGUCCUUGGCUUUGUGGAGGAGAUUUCAAUGAGAUUAGAGGAAUUCAUGAGAAAUUGGGAGGAGGGGGGAAACCUGGAUAUUUGAUGAAAAAUUUCAACAAUGCGAUAGACAAGUGUGCUCUAAGAGAAGUAGAAUAUGAAGGCAGCCACUUCACUUGGUGCAAUGGCAGAAAGCAAAAUUUGAUCCAUGAGCGCUUAGAUAGAGUUAUGGUCAACAAAAAAUGGUGGAAUACCUAUGCAAUUGCAAAUGUAAAACACCUAAGUAGAUGGUGUUCCGAUCAUUGCCCUCUCUUAGUAACCUUUAAAGCCAUCGCAAAUGAUGAUAAAAAGCAACCGCCAUGGGGAUAUAGAUUUCACUAUGAAAAUGCAUGGGCUGACAAAGAAGAAUGCCCUCACAUUGUCAAAGAGAUUUGGGAGGGGGGAAACACUAUACAUUCGGCAGAAGAGUUGGGGAGACGCAUUAAUCAUUGUGGGCAGAUUUUGGGUCAAUGGAAUGCAAAGGAAAAAAGGACAGCCAAGCCAAAAUUAGAGAACUGA
Messenger RNA from Cannabis sativa, 924 nucleotides. RefSeq lists its product as uncharacterized. Gene Ontology annotation, molecular function: catalytic activity. The record is from RefSeq and is a predicted model, not a curated record. Lineage: Eukaryota; Viridiplantae; Streptophyta; Magnoliopsida; Rosales; Cannabaceae. The transcript has a single exon. Bases 1 to 924 code for a protein of 307 amino acids.